This is a messenger RNA of Thecamonas trahens ATCC 50062, 2303 nucleotides long. RefSeq lists its product as uncharacterized. NCBI's taxonomy places the organism in Eukaryota, Apusomonadida, Apusomonadidae. The transcript has a single exon. Gene Ontology annotation, molecular function: protein binding; histone H3 acetyltransferase activity. Gene Ontology annotation, biological process: chromatin remodeling; positive regulation of transcription by RNA polymerase II. The record is from RefSeq and is a predicted model, not a curated record. Gene Ontology annotation, cellular component: nucleus; histone acetyltransferase complex. The coding region runs from base 1 to 2274 and encodes 757 amino acids.
AUGCCGUCCUCGUCGUCGUCAAGUACGACAGCCGGGGCCAAGGGCGGAGCCGGAGGAAGAGCAGCAGCGUCGGCAGCCGCGACCCGCGAGCAGCGGUUGCAGCAGGAGCAGGCGCUGGAGAAGAUCCCGAUGCUGGAAAAACAGCUGCAGGUGGCGCCGUACUUUCGGUGCCUCCAGCCAAGCUGCAAGUGCCAGUCGUUUCUGGACGCUCAGUCUGUGGCGCAGCGGCAGGCGAUCAAGGCCGGGACGACGACGCAGCCGAUGGCGCGCGAGGCGCGGAUCGAGUGCCAGAACUGCAAGCACUCGGUACAUUUGCACGGCGGGCUGAGCAAGCUGAACAAGGCGAGCAUGAACGAAAAGUUCCUCAUUGUCAUCCACAUCAAGAAGCUGGUGACGGCCAUUCGAUCAAUGCCGCCGGGCGACGAGCGCAACAGCUACGUGGCAAAGAUCCACAAGUACAAGGCGCGGCUGAUGUCGUCUCCGGCAGACAUGGAGGAGUUUCUCAAGAUGAUUGGCACGCCGCCGUUCGAGCGGCCGGUCAUCCAGCAGAUUCUGAUGAACUUUCUCGAGUACAAAUACGCCGGCGCCCCGGCCGAGCAGGUGGCGCGGAUUGGCAAGCUGUGCAAGACCUUCAUGUCGGCGAUCGACGAGCAGAUGCUGCCCAAGCCUGCGCGGUACCUCGAGUACAACCCGGGCGACACGACGUUCAAGGUCAACUACAAGCGGUGGCUCAUCUUUUGCCAGGGCACCAAGUGCGGGAAUCUGGCGGGCUACCGCUACGCGGCGUCGCAGAUCUUUGGCCGCUCGUUCCUGCUCUCGGUCUUCACUCUUGCGCAAGAGCGGGUCAUGCAGGUCUUCCUCCUCCCGGCCGACCUCCGGCCGCUCAUUCCUGACUUUUUCUCCAUGCUCAAGGAGGAAAUUGUCAAGCCAACGUCGCCGAUCUUCCACAACAACCCGUCACGAUCGGCAAAGCGGCAGGCGCCCGAUACGUGGUCGGGCACGGUCGCGCCACGCGAGCCGAAGCGGGCCAAGUUUGGCCUCGACGCCGUAUACACCGACCAGGCCGGGCGGGUGGUGGCACCGCCGACGGCAGCGGCAGCUGCCGCUGCUGGAGCCGCCGCUGGCGGCGGCUCCCGCUCGAACCUCUCGCUCAACGGGCAGCAGACCAUUGCGCCGUCGGCGAUCCUCAUGGGCUCGAUGGGCUCGCCGACAGAGCUGGCGCGCGCGGCAGCGGGUGGAGCGGACGCGAGUAGCAGCGCCGCGGCGGAGGCGCCGCCGCGGCGGGCCAAGGACGUGCGUUUCGAGUGCAUCACCAACGACGGCGCGACGCAGACCAUCUACUGGCUGUGGGAGGUGCGGGACGUGGUGUCGCGCGGCCUGCCGCGAAUGCCGCGCGACUACAUCACGCGCCUUGUCUUUAACCGCAAGCACCACGCAGUCAUCAUUCUUGACGACGACAAUCACGUCAUCGGUACGGUGGUGUACCGGCCGUUCCUCAACGACGGCUUUGCCGAGAUUGUCUUUCUCACUGUCGAGUCUGCGCAGCAGGUCCGCGGGCUCGGCUCGAGGCUGAUUAACCACCUCAAGGAGGUGUGCAAGGCGCAGGGCAUCUACAACUUUCUGACGUACGCCGACGACUUUGCCACGGGCUUUUUCCGCAAGCAGGGCUUCUCGGCCAUCCUCACUCUUCCUCGCAACCGGUUCGAGGGCCGGAUCAAGGACUACGACGGCGGCACCCUCAUGGAGUGCCGGUUCUCGCCGCUCGUCGACUACCUCAACAUUCCCACCAUGGUGGCCAACGCACGCAAGGUCCUCGAGGCUGCCAUCAGAAUGCGGAGCAACAACCACGUGAAGCACGACGGCCUCCCGGCUGGCGGCCCCGUCCCGAUCGCUGACAUUCCGGGCGUGGCCGGGACGCAGUGGACGCCGGCCGACACGGUCUCGCCCGAGUCGGUCGCCGAGCUCCACGAGAAGCUUGCCAUUGUGAUGGAGCAGCUCAAGGGUCACGCCAAGGCCGGCCCAUUCCUCCAGCCGGUCCCGCGCGAGAUUGUCGACUACUACGAGCAGGUGCCCAACCCGAUUUCGUUUGCCGAGAUCGAGGAGCGUCUCAAGACCGGCAGCUACUACGUGACACGCGAGCUGUUUGUCACCGAAGUCAUGCGGGUCUUCAAGAACUGCCGCUUCUACAACGACGUCGACUCGCCGUAUUACAAGUGCGCCAACGCGCUCGAGCACUACUUUAAGACUCGGCUGCUCUCGGUCGGGCUGGCGUGACGCCUCGGGCUGUAAACUACUUGAGCGCA